AUGGCCGCAUCGCACUACUGCAUCGUCAACCCGUCACAAGCCACGCUCAUCGACCUGCUAGCACUGAAAGCGCGCGCGCUCUCAGAGAUCAAUACGGCGCUGACGAACCACCAAGGAACCAUCACGGACGCCAUGGUCGGCGCGGUGGCCAAGAUGGCGGCGUACGAGGCGAUUUUCGGGGACUCGGAGGUAUUCGCGGCGCAUAUGAAGGGGCUGCAGAUGAUGCUGAAAUUACGUGGAGGAUUGGGGACGUUGGGGCUUGAUGGGCUGCUGGAGCGGAUGGUGGUGUGGAUUGAUUUGAACGCUGCGCAUUUGACGGGUAGGGAGGUGGCUCUAGGAGGCGAUGCGUUCCCUACCCGGGUCAGAUUUGCGGCGCCGGAUCCGUUUCAUUUUGCGGGCAUUUCGUGA
This is a messenger RNA of Neohortaea acidophila, 408 nucleotides long. RefSeq lists its product as uncharacterized. The transcript has a single exon. NCBI's taxonomy places the organism in Eukaryota, Fungi, Ascomycota, Dothideomycetes, Mycosphaerellales, Teratosphaeriaceae. Bases 1 to 408 code for a protein of 135 amino acids. The record is from RefSeq and is a predicted model, not a curated record.